GUUGGUUUUUAUUACGCUCCUUUUAUAGAUAUUAGGAUACAGUCCAGAGCCCUCCUCCACUGAGUAAUGUUUAGACGUCUGUACUGAGGCGCUCUGCUCAGUAUUAGCCUGCACAAUGCCACGGGAGAGAAAAUACUCGUAAAAUGUGAAGUCUGUGUUUAAUUUCCUACCCACAACCAUGAAGGAAGACUCUGACGUACUUCCACGGGACCGGAGCCGUUUUGCAAGAUGAGAAUUCACUGCAAGAUUGUAGCGAUCAUUCUCUGUUUUGGAGUUUUGUUACUUUUGUAUCAUUUUGUAAGUAAUGCUGCGGAUGAGCCGCCUUUGAAACAAGUUGCAAAGGAAAACUAUGUGCAAACUUCCUCUGGUUUGGGAAACAUUGUUUCUGUUGAGUUAGCACAAAAACCUCGUCCGGUGGCUCAAGUUUCACAAAAACAGCCACGUCUGAACAGAAAAUCAAGUAAACUACCAAACAGAAGAGGGAGUAAUCAUGCAAACCCAAGGAGACUCGGUGAACCAAAGCCUCCCCGUAAGCCAGUUUCUGAGGAAUGGAUGCACUUGGCCGUGGUGGCCUGUGGGGAUCGUGUGGACGAGACACUGACCAUGCUGAAAUCUGCUCUUCUCUUCAGCAUCAAGAAGAUCAAAUUUCACAUCUUUGCUGAGGAUUCCCUAAAGCCACAGUUUGAAAAGGGGCUGAACAAGUGGCCUCAUCCAUUUACAUUAAAGUUUCAGUACAGCAUCUACUCAAUCACGUUUUCAGUGGGGAAUGCCCAGGAAUGGAAAAAAUUAUUCAAGCCUUGUGCAGCACAGCGACUCUUUCUUCCGGUGAUCCUGAAGGAGGUGGACUCUCUGCUGUAUGUGGACACUGACGUUCUCUUCCUCAGACCGAUGGAUGACAUUUGGAGCUUUCUCAAAGAGUUCAAUACAACUCAGCUAGCAGCAAUGGCACCCGAACAUGAAAUACCAAAGAUUGGUUGGUAUAGUCGAUUCGCACGUCAUCCUUUUCAUGGAAAGACAGGGGUGAAUUCGGGGGUGAUGCUGAUGAAUCUCACUCGGAUAAGAAACACCCUGUUUAAGAAUAGCAUGAUCCCGAGUGGGCUGGCCUGGGAGGAUCUCCUGCACCCUCUGUAUCAAAAGUACAAGAAUCAUAUCACCUGGGGAGACCAGGACUUGUUGAAUAUCAUAUUCCAUUAUAAUCCAGAGUGCCUUUAUUCAUUCCCCUGUCAGUGGAACUACAGACCAGACCACUGUAUGUACGGAAGUAACUGCCCUGGGGCAGAGGAGGAAGGAGUGUCCAUUCUCCAUGGAAACCGUGGGGUUUACCAUGACGACAAACAGCCAGCCUUUAAAGCUGUGUAUGAGGCAAUACAUGAUUAUCCUUUUGAAGAUAACUUGUUCCAGUCGAUGUUCUAUCCUCUCCAAACAAAGUUUCUGGAAACUGUGAAUACAUUGUGUGGUCGGAUUCCACAGGUGUUUCUGAAACAGGUUGAGAAGACAAUGAGGAAAGUCUACGAGCAACGUGUAAUUGUCCACCUGAAACACCCUCCGAACUGAAAGGACUUUCCAGACUUUUCUACACAAACGGCAAGCAAAUGCAAAGGCAUGUUGUUUUCAAAGCCUGCAAACAAACACGCCUGCUUAAGCUCAGAAUGGAACCACUUAGUCCUCACUCUCCCAGAGAGGAACUCAAAUGGAGUGCAACAUGAAGAAGCCGAAAAAACAGAUUUUGUCCGCCCUUUUGCACAAAAUCAGUAUAUAUAUUUUUUUUGUAUGAGUCGUACAACACAUUGAUUAUAUUUUCAGGAGAUGGUGCCAAGGCAAGGUAAUAUAAGCAACACUUUCAGCAUUUUAUAGACCUGAAAAGGUAUUUCAAAGCAGUCCAUCUUAACAGCACUGGGAAUGCUACUGUACGGGCCUUUAGAGCUUUACCACAGGUGUACAGAGAAUGGUGUAAGCUACACAGUUAGUUCAUAAGACUGACAAACAAGUGUUUUAUUAAAUAAAUACAUUGAUUAUUCUUUGCAGUUGAGCUACACUGCCAGAUUUGGUAAUAGAGCACAAUAGUGUAACUGUAGAGUGUAAAUUUGCUAAUAACUCAAUAGGUUAACUGUCUCUAAUGUACACUUGAGAAUUCAUCUCAUUACAUCAUCUUUAAAAAUGGAAGCUUUUUGUAUUCCAUUACUGGUAAUAUUGACAGAUCUUGCUUUGGCAAACAGUGCAACACUUUGGUGCAUGUAUUUCAUGAAAGAACAAGGAAUACCUCUGGAAUUUGAUGUAAUAGUAAUUACAUAGUGAAGCUGCCACCUGUUGCAUGAAACUAUUGAGUCUCUGUUCUCAAAACACCAAAAAAAAAACACAUACAAGAAGCCCAUCGUAUACAAUUGUAAGAUCUGCUUCAACUGGUGCUAAAUUUUAAGUGAUAGAGGAGAUGCAUAAUUCAUAACUAAUACAUAUGGUGCCAUUACUAGAGUAUACCUAUUUUGGGGGGUGUGGGAUAAAACUGGCAACAUUCUGUAGCUACUUUAAUACUAGCCGUGUGCAUUUCAAAAAUGUUUGAAAUACUAUGCUUAGGAAUUGUUAUAUUUUCCAAAUUACUUUGUUCAGACAGAAAAUCGUAUUUAACCUACUGGUAGCUGUUGUGUUCAAAUAGCUCGCUUUUAGUCUUUGCGAAAUGUGUGCAUUUAAAUGAAGAAAUUUGCAGAAUAAUUUAAAAUAUUCUACUUUGGCAGGAAUACAUGGUCAGACCCAGUGGAAAACCAAUAGUUAAUAAAUAACGCCUUGUUUCCCACUACACUGUGACAUUUUCACACUCUCAAAACCAUGCCACAUUGUUUCCACAACAUUUUUUUAAAUUACGUGCUAUGAUAGUAUUGCGCUUUGCCGGCCUGAUACUGUCACAGUGGAGUGACAACACAAGGCCGUCACAGUGUUGUGGAAACAAAGACAUUUCAAACAAGGCCCCAGUAUUCCAUCUAAAACUUUGUUUAAUGUGGACUCUUAAAAGUGUUUUAGCUAGAACAAAUUAGAUUGUAUCUUUAAGCUGCUUUGGUAAAAAUGUCUGUUAACAAAAAGCUUCCCUGGUUUUGAAAUGGAUAUUUUAGUAACACAUGUAAAUAUUGUGUGAUAUUUGUUUACACUUAGGAGUGCUCUUAUUAUUGAUAUACAACCACAAUUGGUGUUGUUCAGAGAGAUCACUGUCCUGGACAAACUAAAAUACUGCAGGCUGUUUGUUGUCCCUCUCAGUCAAUCAAUUUGCACAAUUUUAGAAACAUUUCAGUGUGUCUUACUGCAUUUUGCCAUCUUCUCAGAAGCACUAGGCAGGCAUCUUGCAGCUCAGUUGAUGCCUAUUACCCACCCAGCAUGUCCUGGACCAGAUCAGCGGUGUUUAUUAAUGUCUAGUGACACCAUCACAUAUAUUUAGGCUUGCUACUUUUCAAUUUUAAAUCGAAGUUCAAUCAAAAUAAAUUUACAUAGGAUAAAUAUUGGUAAAACAACUCCCUAUGUUUUUAUUUUCUUACAAAAAAUAAUAAUUUUGAAAUUCUCUAGUUUGUGUAGUUUUUACACUUAUUGUCUGUCCCGUCUCCAUUCCACUGUGAGUGGCUAGUAGUCGCUGUUGGUCAUCUGAGUGGUUCCUUAGUACUGUAGUUUGACUGUUAGUCAUUUCACUCUGGUGCGACAGAUCUUGUUGUCUGAACCAGCACUAGAAUUUGCAUUCAUUUAGUUGACUUUCAAAAGACCUAUUACAUUUUUAUGAUAUAAAAAUGUGUACUUAUGCCUUAGAAUAAAACGUCUGUCUAAUACACUUUCAGAUGCUGCGUUUUCUAUGGCUUAUUUGGGCUGAUUUUUUAAAUUUGUGUGGGAUCUUUCUUUGUAUGGUGAUAUUCUGCGUUUAUGUUGUACCAACCGUUUUUCAAUUGGAAUGUUAUCCAGUUCCUAGGUAACCAUGACUUUGUUGCAUGUUGAAUAUGAAAGGGGGUUUCGCAAAAUGAGACUUGUACGUUUCUCAAUGGAAUAAAAAGUAUUAUUGAAAAAUAAAAUGAUAAAUUAUCUCAAAAAUAAACGUCGAUUUUAAUUGUCGAUUUGGCAGAACUAAACUUUGAAUAGUAGCAGGUCUACAUAUAGCCCAUAGAUGAACAGCCACUUUAAUCAAAUUACAAGAGAGACCGAAUUCUCUUUUAUUACAUUUUCUUGAUAAGUUCAGGCAAAACUUUCAGACCAGAUUAUAGGUUGAUCCAAUUAAAGACCAAUUUAGUUUUCAGUGUGCUCUAAUAUUCAUUUUGCUGGUUCUCAGCAAGAGUGUGUUUCAUAAAGCAUGUACCACAAGCACUUAUAUGUGAAACUCGCAUAAUAGGACUUAAAAGCCUGAAAGAAAUGAAAUAAUUUGGUAUUUGAAAACCAUUACGGCUGACACCAGUAUAUCUAUAUUCAUAUGAUGCAUACUAAGCAGCUGGAACCUUUAUUACUAUUUUAUUCAUGCAUCAUUAAAUAUUUUCAUCAAAUGGUCUGUGGGUCAUGAUAAAGACAUUUCUGCUAUACAAUUUGUGGCAGCAGCAUUGCAGCCUUAUCAAAGGAAAACUUAUGUUCUGUAAAAAUACAGUUGCUGUCCUGACUGUCAUACAGCUUUAAACCGGAUUCAGGCAUUAGUUCAUUUAUAUUUGUGCAGUAAAAUCUCUGAUCUUAAACAAUUUUAGGACAUCAGUGAUCACAAUUAUUGUUAGAUGUUAUGAUUAGGGAUAUAGGGGUAUGCAUACUUACAGCGCCUUGCACAUUAGUAAGAAGCUAUUACUGGAUUGUUUCUUUAAUGCUGGUUUGCGAUGUGUUUGCAAAAUAUAUAUUCAUUUCUUACUGCAUUACUUAAUAUUAUGAUUUAUUUCCAGUGAACGUCAUAUACAUUUUUUAAAAAAAAAAAAAGCUUUACAGGAUUACCUUAAACACCCAUGUUGAAAAUAUCAUCUCUGUGAUUCCUGUAAAAUGUGUAACUUAACAAAAGAAAGACUGUGAUUCCCUUUUUGUGCCACUUAUGCUCCAAAGCUGUGACAGAGUUUGAAGAUGUUGUUAUUAGUGAUAAGUAAUAUUGUCCCCACAGCUAAAGCUACAUUGGUAAAAUGUAAACAAACUGGACUGUCAGCAGCUUGGCUUUCUGCUAGGUGCUGGGCAUAAUAAAAUACAGGAUUCAGGGCGACUUAGAACACAUCUCCGAGUAUCACUUAAUGUUUGGAGCAGUGUUUGUAAGAAUAAAGAAUAUGAACAUCUCUAAUGGACAUCAAAAUAUGCCAAGAAGUAGUUAUUGUGUAUUAAAAAAAAACACUGUUGAAGGAUUAAUUUAAAAUAAAUCUAUAUAACAUGUAUGAAAUAGCCUGAAGCACAUAGUGUUAAGAAUGUUGAAUAACUAAUACUAUGUAGUUCGUUUGUUCUCCUGCCUAAAAUGAGUAUAUUUAUGCUGCCGUAUAGUGUUGUGAUUUUUUAUAUGUACAUACAUCCCAUAAUGUUGUGAUUUAAAUGCAGUAUUGCUUGUCGUGAAUUCUAACUGGAAAUGUACACAAAAAGGCUAGGUUUUAUAUUCUUGUGUAUUUUGUAUUUUUUUUUUUUUUAAAUGUGAAAUGUGCACAAAACAUUUACAUCUCCAAAGGAGAACAAACUUAAACUUAUUGUCAGUUUUACUUUUGUUAAAACAUUUUUUUUUGUGAAAGCUUUUGUAAUAAAUAUGCAUGUCAAGUGUUUUUAAAUA
This is a messenger RNA of Acipenser ruthenus (sterlet), 5728 nucleotides long. It is a transcript of the gene gxylt2, whose product is annotated as glucoside xylosyltransferase 2. Gene Ontology annotation, molecular function: UDP-xylosyltransferase activity. Gene Ontology annotation, biological process: protein O-linked glycosylation via N-acetylgalactosamine. The record is from RefSeq and is a predicted model, not a curated record. Bases 229 to 1554 code for a protein of 441 amino acids. The transcript has 7 exons. Lineage: Eukaryota; Metazoa; Chordata; Actinopteri; Acipenseriformes; Acipenseridae.